Molecule: messenger RNA, 1394 nt
Organism: Micropterus dolomieu (smallmouth bass)
Lineage: Eukaryota; Metazoa; Chordata; Actinopteri; Centrarchiformes; Centrarchidae
Exons: 8
Coding region: 23-967 (314 amino acids)
Source: RefSeq, a predicted model, not a curated record
GUUCUAUGGCAGGCUAAGUGCAAUGGGAAAACAUAAUCCUGGACGUCUUGCUGCAAUAGUGGUGUCUGUUGUCAGUUUUGUGAUAAGCUUGGUGUUCAAUGGGCUGUCUGUAGUUGGAAUUGGUCCUUAUGAUACUACUACAGCCAAUGUGUCUGCUGUGUUUGACACCCAGCUCACGCCUUCAGGAUGGACUUUUAACAUCUGGAGUGUCAUCUACAUCUGGCUGACAGCAAUGAUUAUCUACAUCCUCACAGGACUUUGCAGAAAGAAUGGUUAUGGCUACGUUUACUGCAGCCCUGCAGUGUUGCCUUAUGGGUUCUUCAUUAGCUGGUGCCUCAAUCUGUGUUUCAACAUCGGUUGGCUGCUUGUUUGGGACAAAAGAGUGAUGAUUGCCGCACUGGUUUUUCUCUUCCUUGUCAUCUGCACAAACUACUCCAUGAUAUGCUUUACCUGCCACGGACUUCAUAUUUAUGGAGCCUGGCUCCAGAAAUAUCACAGAAAAGAGCUUUGGCUCCUCCGUGUGCUGGUUCAGAAUGGUGUGAUGAUAUACACAACAUGGACAACCAUUGCAACACUAAUCAACCUGACCAUUGUCCUGACUUAUGAUGCAAAAGUGUCCCCAACAGAUGCUGCCACCAUCUCAUACUCUAUUCUGGCUGUUGUGUUGCUCGUGUGGUUUGUUUUGGAAAACUUCAUCCUUGACAAACACAUGCGGUACAUCCUCAUCACCUACCCUGUUCUGAUCUUUGCGCUGUGUGGGAACCUGGACAAAAACUUUGAUGCUCAAUCACCCAGCCGCAGCGGCAUCUUCAUCGUUGUGCUGCUGGCCUUAGCGUCGGUGCUGUUUGUCAUUCGGAUUGUUUUGGUGGUUUGGAGACAUGUCAAACAGCCACUCUACACAGACGUCAGUCCUGAAGCCAUGGAACCGACAGAGAUUGCCAAGAAGCAGAAAAAGAUAUUUCGUUAAACACUUUUAACACACCAACACUUGAUGUAAUGUAUUAUACAAAACAGUUCUGCACUUGUUUGGCAUUGCUUUGUUGAUGAUUAUGGGGACAUUUUUUCAUUUUGUAACUUUUAGUAAAUGUUCUGAUCACACACAGUAUGAUUUAAAAUGCCCUCUGGCAUAAUUUGCAUAGUUAAGUCAUGUAAUUUGCAAUACUGUUUUCAACUUUGGCUGACUGAUCUAUGAACCUUUUAUGGCUCUUUUCCAUACAUUAAAUGCUAACACAACUCAUUAGAAUCUGAUAAGGAGACUAUUUUCAACACUACACAGAGGUUCAACACUGAUCACACUUAACAGUAUAGACUGUAUGUGGUAAACCUUUCCCCGGAGUUUACAGUAUGUUUGUUUUGUAUCAAAUGCUAACUUAUAUUCCAAUGCUAAAUGCAGU